Andrographis paniculata is the source of this 3362-nucleotide messenger RNA. RefSeq lists its product as uncharacterized. The transcript has 2 exons. The record is from RefSeq and is a predicted model, not a curated record. NCBI's taxonomy places the organism in Eukaryota, Viridiplantae, Streptophyta, Magnoliopsida, Lamiales, Acanthaceae. Bases 495 to 2915 code for a protein of 806 amino acids.
AUUUCCACGGAUCAACAGUGGAGGGGAGACUAGAGCAGGCGGCGCGUGUUGUCCACGGACACUAAACUGUACAAGUUCGACCUUCAACCCUUUUUCAACUACACCAUACCUUAUUCUCCUCUUUCAUUUGUUUCUCUCUCUCUGCUUUCUCUCUCUCUUGAAAGACGACUGUGGCGGGUUAGUUAUACUGAACCCAGUUCUAUGUCUGUUUCUGUAAUCGGUUUCUGUAAAGCAUUCGCCGGCGGCGGGUAUCUGCCAUGGGCGAGAGUCUAGCGCGGCGGCCGGUGUCCGGCGAGAUGUCUGUCUUCAAAGUAUUCAAUUGCCUUGACACGGCACGGCGCCCAACAUAAAAUUAUAGCUCAAUUUUGGAAUAUAUAUAUAUAGAGAGAGAGAGAGAGGGAGAGGGAGAGGGAGAGAGAGAUAAUUAUAUACACACGAACGCAUUGAUUGGGUGUACAGUGGGCCGGCGUGAAAGUUCGCAAGUGUCGGGGACAAUGGCGGCGACGAGCGCUGCGGGAGCAGCGGCGGUGGAGUCGUCGGUGUCGUCGGAAGAGCAGGCGGCGAAGGUGGUCCACAAGAGGUUCGAAGGGUUGGUGAUGGUACGGACCAAGGCGAUAAAGGGGAAGGGCGCGUGGUACUGGACGCACCUCGAGCCGAUCCUCGUCCACAAUUCCGACAACGGCCUGCCCAAGGCGGUGAAGCUGCGCUGCUCCCUCUGCGACGCCGUCUUCUCGGCGUCGAAUCCGUCGCGGACGGCGUCGGAGCAUCUCAAGCGAGGGACUUGCCCGAAUUUCGCUUCCGCGCCAAAGCCGAUUUCGUCGGCGCCGCCGCCGCCGCCUCUUUCCGUGGCGAGCUUGCCGCAGACUGCCGGAAUUUCCCCUUCCUCUUCCCGGCCGCCCCACAGUCAACGGAAACGCCGCGGCGCGGCGGCGAGUGCUAACAAUUCCGGCGGCAUUACAACCGCGUCGCUCCCGGCGCAUCAAUUUGUUCCGCCGUUGGCUAUUGUCGACCCUUCGAGAUUCACAGUGGAUUUAGCGUUCCCGCCGGCAGUCUCAAUCAGCGCUCCGACUGCGACCGCCGUAGCCAGCCCGGUGGCCGUCGGCGGCUUCCCCGGUCAACAACAGAUGGUUUUAUCAGGCGGAAAAGAAGAUUUGGGAGCUCUGGCGAAGCUGGAAAACAGCGUGAAAAGGCUCAAGAGCCCAAAAACAUCUGCUCAGGGGCCAUCUCUGAACAAAGCUCAGGUCGAUUCAGCCCUCGAUUUGCUCUCCGAUUGGGUCUACGAAUGCUGCGGAUCAGUUUCAUUCUCGAGCCUCGACCACCCAAAAUUCAAGGCAUUUCUCAACCAGGUAGGACUUCCUGGGAUUUCCAGGCGAGAGCUCGUGGGUUCCAGGUUAGAUUCUAAGUACGAGGAGGCCAAGGCCGAGUCGGAAGCCAAAAUUCGCGACGCCAUGUUCUUCCAGGUCGCGGCGGAGGGGUGGAAGUCGAGAGAUAGGGAUAGGGAUAGUAAUGUCGGUGGUGACGACAAUUUUGUGCAUUUGGCAGUGAAUCUGCCAAACGGAACAAGUGUGUUUAGGAGGACUGUGUUCACCAGCAGUUUUGUCCCUUCCAAAUACACCGAGGAAAUCUUUCUGGACACCAUUACAGAGAUUUGUGGGAGCAAUGUUCAUCAGUGUGUGGGGAUAGUUUCAGACAAGUAUAAGGCCAAGGCAUUGAGGGAUUUAGAGAAUCAGCACCAUUGGAUGGUUAACAUUUGCUGUCAGUACCAAGGUUUCCAGAGCCUGAUUAAGGAUUUCGGGAAGGAUCUUCCCUUGUUCAAGAAUGUGAGUGAGAAUUGCUUAAAAUUGGCCAAUUUUGUUAACAACAAGUCUCAAAUACGCCAUAGUUUUCACAGGUACCAACUUCAGGAAUACGGCCGCGCCGCUUUGCUUAGACUGCCCUUGCACGGUUACAAAAGAUCCGAUUUUGGAGCCAUCUACUCCGUUGUAGAGGACAUACUCAGCUCCGCCCGAGCUCUUCAGUUGGUACUCUCAGAUGAAUCCUACAAAGUUUCAUUAAUGGAGGACCCCACCGCCCGAGAAAUUGAAGAAAUGAUGAGGAAUCCUCAGUUUUGGAAUGAGUUAGAAGCCGUGCACUCUCUGGUUAAGCUCAUAAGAUCAAUGGCACAAGAGAUUGAGACAGAGAAGCCGAGAAUCGGGCAAUGCCUGCCCCUUUGGGAAGAACUCAGGCAGAAGGUCAAAGAAUGGUGCUCUAAGUUCCACGUCGUCGAAGGCCACGUCGAGAAAGUAAUCGACAGAAGGUUCAAGAAGAAUUACCAUCCAUCCUGGUCGGCUGCAUUUAUACUCGACCCACUUUAUCUUAUGCGCGACGCGAGCGGGAAGUACUUGCCGCCAUUCAAAUUCCUGACUCCCGAGCAAGAAAAGGACGUGGACAAGCUCAUAACCCGCCUUGUCAUGAGAGAAGAGGCUCACAUUGCUCUUAUGGAGCUGAUGAAGUGGAGAACCGAAGGGCUCGACCCUGUGUAUGCGCAGGCGGUGCAGUUAAGGCAGAGGGAUCCGAACACGGGGAAGAUGAAGAUCGCCAAUCCUCAGAGCAGCAGGCUUGUGUGGGAAACACACCUGAGUGAGUUCAAAUCGCUGGGGAAGGUCGCGGUUAGGCUGAUCUUCCUACACGCAACGUCGCGGGGCUUCAAAUGCAAUUGGUCUCUUCUGAAAUGGGCGAGCGCGCAUUGCCAUUCGAGGGUGGGAAUGGAGAGGGCUCAAAAGUUGAUCUUUAUUUCAGCUCAUUUGAAGAUGGAGAAGCGAGAGUCAUCGUCGUCGUCUGGCUAUGAUGAAGAUAAGGAUAUCGAGCUUUUCGCUCUGGAGAACGGCGAGGAUGAUGUGCUUAAUGAAGUUUUCGUCGAUACAUCGUCUGUGUAAGAUAAAGCUCGAAAUCUGUCUGCGUCGAUCCGGCCGGCGAUUACGACGAUGCUUGAAGAAGGGAAGCUGUUGUCUCCCCGGAGACAACGCAGGAUCAAAAGGUGUCCGAAAGUGACUGAUAACGAGGAUGAACUAACCAACUGAAGGCAUGGAAAUGUGCCAGUUUCACCUUAGUAACUUCCAUGGCAGUGCUUAGGUCGUUCUACCCUAAUCUCAUCCUUCUCCAUUGAUGGUUCGUGAAUGUCAGGACAAUCAUGGCCUUGGGCUGGACUGUAAGAAAGAAGAAGAAGAAGAAGAAGAAGAUAAAGAUAAUGGGAUAAUUAGUACUAGUAUUACUGUUUUGUGUUUUGUUCGAACUCAAAGCCAAUCACUACAUUAUUCUAGUAAUGGAAAAAUGAACUAUUUUUAGCACAAUAAUAAUUUUUCUGCACUGGAAAAUUUGAAUUA